UAGCCUAUUACAAUGGCAAUAGGGGUUAACACCAUUAAUGUGGAUGACACUAUUGCUACCUUUCAAACCAAAUCCAGCAAACCACAGGGCACAGGAGGCCGGACUAGUAUUGGCAGGUUGAAAUAGGCUUGAAACGGGCCAGUUUCACUGCAAAUUUAAACCUCAGGCUAGAUCCAGCCAGUGACUAGCCAGGCUCGGCAAGAAAGUUGAUAGAUUGGGGGAGAAAAGGGGGAGGGGAGAGAAAGUAGAAAAAGUUGGCAUUAUUUAAGUUUUUUUCCCUCGUUUUCGCAAUUCACUUUUUAAGUUUGGUAACUUUCGUGGCCUGGGCUACUACAGCAUUAGCUAAAUAAUUAAAUUUCAUUAGUAUAGUAAUUAGUAACACGACGCAAGAUCUUCGGUUUUCCUUUUCCUUGUUCCCUACACUGGACCCUCUCAUCUUCAAAGCUAACACAAAUGUAUACCCUAUUUAAUAAUAUUACAUAUAAAUAAAUAAAUAACCCCUAAUUUCCUUCUCAAUUCUCUUCAAUCAUCACCCUUUUCCUGCAAUCCAAACAAACAAAACCUCUCUCUUUAUCUGUGACACCAACCAACCAAGCAGCAACCCCCCCCCCCUGCAUAAAUGAUCAGGUCUUGGCUCCUCCAGCCAGCACCACUGCCUUUCCUCCCAUCUCCGCCGCCAGCUGAUUGUUGAUGUAUCAUCGGACCUAAUUCCAGUCUGAAGAAUUGAUUUAAUUGGUAACCUUUUAAGUUUCGAGUUAGAAUCUUAUUUUAGAAAAAAAACACCAAAAAAAAGAAAGAAAGAAAAAAAGGAAAAAGAAAACGGAUGGGGAGGAUCUCAAUAGCUUAUAUACAUGAGGGUAAAUGGCCUCCUGGGUCAGUUGAUAUUCACAUCAUCCAAAAGAGUCUUCGAAAGGCUGUCUUUGUAGCUAUUCUCCUUAUACCAUUUGCCUGCAUUUUCCUAUCUCUCAAGGAAAUUUCAGCCACUCUUAUUUUGUGGAGAUUUCAGCUAAGUGGACUUCUUGUCAUAUUAUUAUUAUUGCUUUGGAACCCUGUUCACAAAGAGUCUGUCAUCAUAAUGCCAGCCUUUGGAGUUCAGCUUGAAACCCACUAUACGAGUGGAAGAAUCAUCCGCAGAUUCAUUCCUGCCGGUGAGAUUUUGAAACCUGUAUUAUUAGAAUGUGUUACCCCCGUAACUUGUUACUGGAGCCUCUCUUUACUUGUGCGUGGGAAGGAAGAGCUAGUGUUGGUGUUCAAGGAGCUACACCCUCCAAUGAAGAUGUUGCUUCCCAUAUGGAAGGCCUUGUGUGCUAGCAUUGACAACAAAGAAGGUCCAGACACAUGUGGGGAAGGUGAAGGUGGCUGAUGUCAAGGCCGUGAAAGUAGAAAGAGGAAUAUAUGAAAACACAUCAAUUAGCAAAGAAAACGUAUGUGGAUUGCUUGCUGCAAGCGUAGAGAAGAGAUAGGGGUAAAAUGCAUUCUCGUCAGAGUAAAAACAAUUUAGUCCUUUUUUGUAGAAGAGGAUGAGCAUUAGAGAUUAUCAGCAAGCUGUCUGUUGCUAAAGGAAACAAACAAUGGAUGAGCUUUCCAACUCAAUUAACCAAGAUACAAUAUGCAUAUUUGUUGGUCUGUUCACUUUUUUAGUAUGUUUUUCUUUUUCUUUUCUUUUCUUUUGUUGGUUUCAUUUGAUAUCGAAAUGGUAUACAGUUAAACUGGGUUGGGAUUUGACUCAGUUGUAUGUGAGGAAAAAAAAAAGUAAAUCAAAUGUGGCAUCAUUUUCACCCAAUGUAUGGGAUACAAGUUAGAAUGAUAA
Molecule: messenger RNA, 1810 nt
Organism: Gossypium arboreum
Lineage: Eukaryota; Viridiplantae; Streptophyta; Magnoliopsida; Malvales; Malvaceae
Exons: 6
Coding region: 824-1363 (179 amino acids)
Biological process (GO): GPI anchor biosynthetic process
Cellular component (GO): glycosylphosphatidylinositol-N-acetylglucosaminyltransferase (GPI-GnT) complex
Source: RefSeq, a predicted model, not a curated record